CGCCCCUUCCUCCCAAACCGUGACGCUACAGUUUGUUGCAUACGUCAUUGCGUACGUAGUACACGCCAAGACGCACGCAACGUCAGCCUCACUCGACGGUGUUCGACUCCGUAGUUGUUCGGGCAGUCUUGAGGUCGUCGCUGAGCCGUUACUAUGGUGAAGAUCUUCAUUGGGAACAUUGCCCAAGAGGCGGAGAAGGAUGAGCUGGAGGCUCUGUUCACGCCGUACGGCCAGGUCACAGAGUGUGCGAAGUACAAGAACUACGCCUUCGUUCACAUGGAUGACCGGAAGUCGGCCACCAAAGCCAUCCGCGAGCUGCACGGCCACAAGCUCCACGGCAGGCCCAUCAACGUGGAGCCCAGCCGGGGCAAGAACAACGGGCCCGUGAAGCUUCACAUCGCCAAUGUGGAGAAGGGCCACGACGACGAGCUCCGCGCUCUGUUCGAGGAGUACGGAGACGUGUCCGAGUGCGCCAUCAUCAAGAACUUCGCCUUUGUGCACAUGCCCAACAGCGAGGAAGCGAUGGACGCAAUAAAGGGACUGGACAACACCGAGUUCCAGGCCAAGCGCAUCCACGUCCAGAUGUCGAGGAAUCGCCCGCGGGGCGGAGAGGAGGAGGAGGAGUACCCUCCGCCCAUGCACCGGGGAGGUUACUUCCCUCCCCGGCAUUACCCGGGACCGGACCACCCCGACAUGCACUACAGAGGGCGCAUGCAUGGGUACCCUCCUCCCCCACCCCCGCCACCUCCUCCGCGUCGGCCCGCCUACCCGGAGCACCCAUACGGCGGCGAGCGGGACGGAUACAACGUGGUCGACUACUACGAGAAGUACCGGGCAAGACCCUACGCCCCGGCGCCCUACGCCUCCGCCGCCCCGCCUUCCUACCCGGCACCCCCGUCCUACGCCACGGCGCCCUCCUACGCCCCGGCGCCCUACAUGGACAGGCGGGCGCCCCCCAUCCCACCACCACCCCCCUCUGCGAGGGAGCGGCCCUACGACCCCUACGAUGGUCGUUCCCUGGGCGCCCCUCCUCCACCCACUUCGGCCGCCGCCUACUACGCCAGGGACAGGAGUCCCAUCCGGCGCACUCCUCUCCCCACCCCGCCGCCCCCAUCCGGCAACGGCUACUCGUACGAGAGGUCCCGGCUGUCACCGGUGCCCCGGCCCCCCAUGUACGCGCUGCCCCGACCCAGGGACCCGUACGGAGCUCCGCCGCCACCGCCGCCACGCUAUGCUGGCUAUUAUUUACUGGUGAAGGUUACCAUACCCCUCGCCCCCUGCACAGGGGUUGACGUAACGCUAUGCCAGGAGUCGGCGCUACACGGUAAGUGUCCAUCAGGAGACCCCUCUGACAGGAUGAGCUGGGUCUGCCGGUCUUUCCGACCACCCCGUCUCCAUGACGGGAGCGAUGCUGGGCCCCGCCUCCGCCUGCCCCGCCCUCGACGGCCGGGCCUCACGUACGUCAAAGAGCACCUCAAAGCUGGCCACGGCCUCGCCCCGCUCCACCCGGAUCAGCAUCUCGUAGUCGCCGAACUUCACCAGGGCCGUGGACCCGACGUCCAACCUCUCCAGGUAGACCAGGGAGAUGCCGUCCACGGACACCCGGCCCCGCUGGCUCAGGCUCUGAACGCUGAACUGGAGGUGGGGGCUCCGCGGGGUCCGGAAGGCCUGGACGGACAGCUGCUUGCGGGAGACACGGGGGUCGGCCAGGGCGAAGAUACAGGCCUGCUGGUCGCGGCCGAACCUCAGCGGCUCGUCAGCGGGAUGGGCGUGGUGCCCCGCGCCCGGGCCCAGGGGCAAUCCAAAAGUAGAAUGGUGAAGAUAUUCGUGGGGAACCUCCCGCGGGAGGCGGACCAGGAGGAGAUCGAGGCCCUCUUCAAAGAGCAUGGCACCGUCACCGAGUGCUCCAUUAUCAAGAACUUCGCCUUUGUCCACAUGGACGACCGCAAGGCGGCCGUCAAGGCCAUCAAGAUCCUGCAUCUGCACAAGCUCCACGGCUCCCAGAUCAACGUGGAGGCGAGCCACGGCAAGAACCAGGGUGCCGUGAAGCUGCACGUGGCCAACGUGGACAAGGGCGAUGACGGGGAGCUCCGCACGCUGUUCGAGGAGUACGGCAGUGUGUCGGAGUGUGCCGUCGUCAAGAACUUUGCGUUCGUUCACAUGUGCAACUCGGAGGAGGCCAUGGAUGCCAUUAAGGGUCUGGACAACACAGAGUUUCAAGGUAAACGUAUACACGUGCAGAUCUCCAAGAGCCGGCCAAGGCACGAGGAACAGGACGACUACCCGCCCCCACCCCAGGAGGGAGGCUACUGGCCGCCACACGGGUAUCCGGGCGACCGACACGAGCCCCCCCCACCGCCGCCCAACUACAUGAGGGGCCCACCCCAUCACCACCACCACCAUCACCAACCCCCCCACCACCACAUGCCCCCCGGCUAUCCCACCCCCCCUCCCCCGCCCCCUCCCCCCCGGCGUGCGGUGUACGCCGAGCGGCCCUAUGAGCGCGAGCGCGAGGCCUACGGCGUGGUCGACUACUACGAGAAGUACCGCGCCCGCCCCUACGGCAUGCCGGCCGCCUACGACGACCGCCGACCCGGCCCCGUGCCCCCUCCUCCCCCCUCGAUCGCCGUCCGUGAGCGCAUCCUCACGGCGCCGCUCGACCCGUACGAUCGCCGCGCCCUGCCCCCGCCACCGUCCUCGUACUACCCCCGAGAGCGCAGCCCCCUCCGCCGGGCGCCGCCCCUCCCCAUGCCCCCCACCGGUAACGGCUACGGCUACGAGCGCUCCCGCCUCUCCCCCUCUAGGCAGCCGCCGCCGUACGGGGUGGUGCACCGCCCCCGGGACCCCUACGCUGAGCGGUUGCCUCCGCCACCGCCGGCACGCUACGCUUAUUAGCUCCUCCGCCCCCACGCCCCCUCCUCCCAGCGUGCACGUCAAGGAUCGUUCCGCUCGCCAGAUGCUCUCGGCGCUCUUCGUUUCCCCGGCGACGGUGGAGCGCGUUUCGUUCCCCGCUCUCAGGAGGAACCGUCGUCCUCGUCUCCUUUAUGGAUUAUAUUUCAUUUGUAAUUUUAAUUAUAACAUUCUGGAGCAGAUUUCAUAUUUUUAAUCGAUUCUAUCUUUGUCACUGUGCUGUAGUCGUUUUAACAGUCUAUGGCUAUAGGUCGUUUUUUAUUUUGUAAUUUUGUAAAAAUUACGUUGAUUAGUGUUCUACUAUUGUGUGUGUGCCAUGGGAAGCUUUUUUAAAAGCGUCACUUGUUUUGGAGGUUCUAUUUGGUAUCGAACGUACGCACUGGGUCCAUCUGCUGGGCCAUCCCGUUCCAACGGCGUAUAACAGCUUGGUAAACUUCUGCUGUGACUUAAAUAUCACAUCGUCUGUAAAGAAAGAAUACCGAAAUGCGAUUUUAAAGAAAAAUGUCGCCUCCUUUGUUGGAAAUGGUUUUCAAUAAAGGCCUCAUACCGUGAUCCCGAUGUUCUUGAUACUUCAGUCGCACGUUUCUUUAUAAUAUAUUCGUCGACUAACGUCGCUCCCUGCAUAAAAUGUCUGAUCGCCAUUAAACCCUGUAUACCGACUAACUGUCCCAUUAAAGGGUCCCGCUUCCACCACCAGGUAUGACGUUGGUCAGCCACUUCAAGCGAAAUGUACCCUAGUGAGUGACGUCACACGUGGGCGUGUCCACGGUCAGAUUGUUUGGUGGGUAGGUCAGCAUAACCAGUUAGUAUGGCCCACUGGGUGUUGCUGAUCUAUCCCUCGUACGUCUGGUUGGUUGAUCUCAUGUGUGACGUCGCACUGGGGUAGAUUUAAAGGGAGGGGGGGGGGGGGGGGGGGGGGGGGGGCUUUUAAACGUCACACUUGCUGGUAGAAUGGGCCUUUUUUGCCGGCAGUGAGAAGCCUCGAUCACAAACGGCUAACCGCCAACCUCGUGUCCACGUAGCCUAUUCGUCAUCCUCCCCAUCACUCUCAAGUGGGCUUGGAACAGAUCCUAGUCCGGUUGUACUCCAGCUCUUAGGUCCUCCUAGUGUUUUAAUUUAUACCGCGUUCAUGUGGGGCACGGUGGUGGAGCUCUUUCUUUUAACCUCAGGUGAGUACAUGCAAGAACCCCAGGAUACAGGUAACGAGAGUGCUGAAGGUUUUCACAGUGACUUGUUUUAAAGGAGAACCAGACACCAACACUGCACAUGUUAUGCGUUCCAGAUGACUCCGUCUAGAAGGUAAUGGCUUGCUGUUGCAUGCAUUGUCGCUCAUUGGCUGUGUUGGUUACCUGCUGAUUAAGCAUUGAUGCGACACAGCUCUCUUUAGGACUUUUAGGAAACUACACUUUAGGAAACCGAACGGGGGAACCUAAGAAGGGAAAAAUAACUAAAUUUCCAGGUGGUGACCAGGUGUUUGGUUCUCUUUUUAAAUGCGUUUGAUAAAUAGUGGAUGUAGAACCUGCAGCCUAUAGCCUUUCACUGGCACAAUCACUAACCGUUUCCUGCUCAUUUUUUAACGCACUAUGUUGAAUUGGAUUUAAAUUGACAAUUUAUUUUGAACACUUUGUUCAAAAGGGUUUAUUAACCCAGUGAAAUGCUCCCAGUGGCAUUCUUCAUUAAACUCCAUAUGGAGCUGAGGCUAGUCUCAAGUUAAAGCUUUAUUUUCAAUCCUCUCAAUGUCACCCCAGAAAAUGAUCACUAAGAUGGAUAGAAAUGGUAUGGAUUGACUUGCCAAUCCUAGAUAUUGGUGUCAGGUAUUUACAUUGAUCAUAUUCGCUGAUGCAUAUACCAUAUUUUAGCCUGGUCUCGCACCGAUGCAGAUGGUAAGCUGGUGAAAAGAUGGGCAAUAUGAAAACAGCGUGUCUAAAUUUGUCUAACCUCUGAAACAUUAGCAGGACAGUACUUACAAGAAGGCCUACUCAUUUUGUAGAUCUUCAAGAACCUGCAAUGUUUCUUCUCAAUUGCGUCAACAUUUUGUAAAAUGAACUGCCAAUAAAACAAGUUUUUAUUUUA
Messenger RNA from Gadus macrocephalus (Pacific cod), 4983 nucleotides. RefSeq lists its product as uncharacterized. Lineage: Eukaryota; Metazoa; Chordata; Actinopteri; Gadiformes; Gadidae. Gene Ontology annotation, molecular function: mRNA binding. The transcript is spliced from 9 exons. Gene Ontology annotation, cellular component: cytosol. The coding region runs from base 154 to 2895 and encodes 913 amino acids. The record is from RefSeq and is a predicted model, not a curated record.